ACGUAGUAUAAGAAAAACACCCCCAGCAGCCUAGCCCAUUAUAUUGUCUAUCUCUCUCUCUGUUGAUCGAUUGAGUCCAUGUCAUUUUAGCAUGUUGUCCAUGUGUGCCUGUGUCGAUCGUUCAUAUACACAGGUCGAGAAGAGAGUGAAGAAGAUACAAAGAACAGGGGAAGCCCCCGGGACGACGACGACGACAAAGAUGAUAUUAUUGAGUAGAUUGCGGGCUGCCGGAGAUAAGAGGAGGAAGAAACCCAAGAUGGGUGAUUGUUGGCGUAAGUUGAUUUUUCCGGUCAGAAAAGUUUGGUUGGCCGUUUCAGCUCGCGUUAAGGCUCGUAAACAAGGUGCAGCAGGCCUUUUGAAGCUUCAUGAUGACAUACAAACUUGUGGGUACGAGGAUGUCCAGGUGAUGUGGGAGAUGCUAAGACAAGCAGAAUCCAAGCUGACUUCUCUUGGGCAUGAUGAUAAUGCAAAUAAUAAGCAGAAACAACACCGACCUUUUUGGAGAAUUUUUGUUUGGUCAAACCACACAAGUUGCUCGUCUCUCUCUCCCGCUAGUCGACCUGCUGCACUAUAGAGUAAUUCUAAAUGUGUGCAAGGAAGACAUGCUGAGGAAUCAUACUAUGACUGUAUGAUCUGUUACAUGAUAUGAGUCCAGAUAUAUUUAGUGUCUAUAUCAGUAUAUGAUAGUGUAAAUUGAAGGUUGUGUAUCUAUUUCACCCUGCUACGCCCCGUACUAAGCCGGCUUUGAGAAGAAAACGCUAGUCACUUGUAAAUAGAAUAUCUCUUCUCACCAACCUGAAUGAUGUUAUGUCACAGAACAGGAUAAUUGAAGGGGGAAGGAAAAUUAUGAAUAUGAUUUACAGCACGUUUCUAAGC
This is a messenger RNA of Cuscuta epithymum, 876 nucleotides long. The record is from the annotation of a GenBank genome assembly. NCBI's taxonomy places the organism in Eukaryota, Viridiplantae, Streptophyta, Magnoliopsida, Solanales, Convolvulaceae.